AUGAAAUUCCUCUUGAUCUCAAUAGCAUUGCUUUCGUUGUAGGUGAACAGUCUAAAUGUAAUUUCAACAAGCACUUGCACAUGCUAAACAGUUUAGGUACUAAAGGAUUGCCUUAUGAACCCUAAAUGUGAAUGGGAUAGUACCACUUAAAAGUGUAAAGAUGUAACAACAACAGGAACGACAUCAAGAUUCGUAUCAAAGCUUUGUACAGAUUCAAAGACUUGUGCAAAGUAAUAGGGUUGUGCUUUUUCUGAUAAUAAAUGUCUUAUGAUGGGAGAUUGUCAAUCAUAUUUGGGUAGUUCAAAUGCUGAAUGCCAAAAGUAUUCUUAUAGGUGCAAUUAUAAUAAAGAAUUAUAAACAUGCACAUCAAGUGAUGUAUGUGGUUAAUAUGGUGGAGAAGGCAAGCAAACUGAUUGUGAAAGUGUAACUUAAUAGAAUGGAGAUAAAUUAUGUAAAUUUGAUACUACAUCAAAUAAAUGUUCAAAGAAAGUAUGUACAGAUUAUGAAAAAACAACAGAUGCUGAUUGUGCAGCAGUAUUGUAGGAUGCUAAUUGUGUAAGUGACAAAAAGAAGUGUUUAUCUUCAUUAGCUUCAUGUUCAUCAUACUCAGCAGACUUGUGCUUAAGUAUAACUGCAUCAGAUGGACCAUGUGAAUAAUCUAGUGAUAAAACCAAAUGUUAAGCAAGGACAUGCGAAGGUGCAACAGAUUCAAAGGCUGAUACUAACUGUGAUGCAUACUUAAAAGGAUGUAUAACCAACAAUUUGACUUGUGUUAAGACUUUACCUUCUUGUUCAACUUAUAAAACUACAGAUUGUACAUAAUUGAAAGGAAACAAAGGAACUUGUGUAUUGACAACAGGUGAAACUCCCACUUGUAGGGAUCCAAUUUGCGAAGAUCUUUCAGAAGUUACAGAUGAUGCUUGCAAGGCAAAAAAUACUUCUUGUGUUACAAAUGGAGUUAAUUGUGUUUCAGUCUUAGCCGCUAAAUGUCAAGAUUUAUCUGCAAAUUGUGAUAGUGUAUUCACUAAAGAAGGAAAGUGUAAAUCAGGCACUGAUACUAAAUGUGUUCUUGAUGCAUGUGAAGAUUAAUCUAAAACAACAAAUGAAGAGUGUGGCAAAUUUGCUGGAACUGAUUCACCUACCUGUGUCACCAAUGGAGUUUUUUGUGUCAAAAGUUUGUCAGAAACCUGUGCUACUACAAAAAUAUCAGAUAGUACUAGCUGUGACUAAUAUAUCAGCAAGGAAGGAAAAUGUAAAGCAAAGACUGGAUCGACAACAACCUGCGAGUUAAAUUCUUGCAAUACAUAAACAUUCACAACCGAUGAAGAUUGCAAAAAAUAUUCAAGUCACGAUUUAGCACCUGCAGUUAAUUGUAGAACAACUGGUCUUAAAUGUGUAGACAAUUUAAAUACUUGCAAUUCAUAUUCCAAAGAUGACGGAUGUUCAUCACUCAAAGGAUCUGAUGGUUCAUGUAUGGAUGAUGCUACUGAGGGAUCUACAAAAUGUACAGUAGUCACUUGUGAUAAGAUUGCAUCACCUUCUGCUACAUCUUGCCCAGCUGGAAAUACAACUUGCAAAUUCGAUGGAGUUGCUUGUAUAAAAGAAUUGAAGACUUGUGAAAGUUACACAUCUAAUUGCGAUAAUAUAAUUCCAAAAGAUUCUACUUUAUCUUGUACAACAAGCCCAACUGAUUCUACUAAAUGUACUACUAAGACUUGUGCUACUGCUCCAACUAGUUUAUCUACCGAUGUAGAUUGCAUCAAAUACAAAGUAGGUUGUUUCACAACAGGUUAAGGAUGUAUUGCUUUGUUAUCAACCUGUGAUACCUAUAAGGGUAUUAAGAGUUCAUGCGAGAAGUAUAUUGGUACAGACGGCAAAUGUACUGCUGACGAUGCCAAUAAAGCUGAAGAUAAAUGUAAAGCUAAGGAUUGUGCCAAUGCUACUUCAGUAACUAAUGAUCAACAAUGCAAUACUUAUUCUAAUGUGUGUUUCUACAGUGCUAAGAUUCAAAAGUGUUCUAAAAAGGUUGCCACUUGCAGUGUUUAAAAAACUUAAACUGAUUGUGAGAAUUCAAUCACAAAAGAGGCUUCAGUAUACUGUAAUUGGAAUGGUGCCGCCUGUGUUCCAGCUACCUGCAACACUAUUUAGAAUGUGAAAAGCAAGGAGGCAUGUGCAGUCUUUGGAUCUAAUUGUGAAUUUGAUAAUUUGAGUGGAUGUAAAGACAAGACUAAUUAUCCUUGUUCAGCACUUAGAUAAGCUAGUGUUUGCUUAUAAGAUUCUGCAUAAAAUGCUUGUGUUUGGGAUUAUACUAAUAGUGUUUGUAUUACAUAUAAUAAAUGUACUGAUUUCCAAUUAACACCUGCCAAAGAAAAUGAAGUUAAAACUGCUACCUAAAUUGCAGCUGAGACAGAAAUUUGUAAAUUGUUAUCAACUAAAUGUUAUUCUAAUGGAGGUAAUACAUGUGUUUAUAAAACACCAUGCACUGUUAUUAAAGAAGAAAAAAGUUGUAUUGGUAGCAUAGGAAUAGAUGAUAAGGCUUGUGGUUAUGAUGCUAAAGCAACAGCUUGUAAGACUUUUGGUCAAUGUACUGAUGUUGAAUUAUUAACUCAUGCUGAAUGCCAAAAGUAUAGCACUACAUGCACAACAGAUGGUAAAACUUGUGUAGCCAUAAAAAAUUGUUCUGAUGCUACUGCUAAGGAAAUAUGCGAUCUUGGAGGAAUAGAUGGAAAAUGUUCAUGGACAGAUAAUGCUUGCACUCUCUGGAGUUGUGAUAAGGGUACAGGAACUACUCACGAAACCUGCAAUAAAUAAUUAGCAACCUGCACUACUGAUGGUACUAAAUGCAUCGCCAUUUAGGAAUGUAGUGCUUACACAUCAGAUAAAAGUUGCGUGUUGGGAUUAAAGAGCACUCCAUGCUUUUAUGAUAAAGAUAAAUCAGCAUGCAGAAAUAAAGUAUGUUCUGAUUACACUAAUGUGACUGCUUAAGCUGAUUGCGAUUCAGCUAAUUGUGCUUAUGAUCCCGAAGCCAAAGCUUGCAUCGCUAUUGACAAGUGUUCUGCUUAUAAAAAGGAAGGUGUUUGUAAUGCCAAUAUAAACACAGAUAAGAAGGGGUGUGUUUGGAAAGUAGGAAGCACUUCAAGUUCAACCAGCGGAUGUUUAGAUCUGAAUUAUUGUUCAAAUGCUUCAUCUAACGAGGCCAAAUGUAAGAGUAUAAAUUGCUACUUUGUUGCAGCCACUACUACUGGUACAACAACUACUGAAUCCCAAUGCAAAGAUAUGGAUUGUUAUGGCAAUAAUCAAUAGGUCACAACCAAAGGUCUAUGCAAACCAUAUACAACCACCAGCACUGAUGGAAAGACUAAAAAUAUAUAUUUCUGUAUUUGGAAUGAUACAUCCAAAAAGUGCAUUGAUGGAGAUCCUUCAGGAGAGUUAACUGCUGACAAUUGCUUUACAUUAUCAUAGUACACAUAUUAUUGGAGUACAACUUCAAGCAAGUGUGUUUCAUGCAAAGGGGGAAAUACAUCAACAAAUAAUACCACAAAUUCAACGAAUUCGACUAAUGAUUCAACGACCACAACUGAUAGUUACGGAAUUAGAUUAGAAUUAAUAAUAUGCAUCCUAUUAUUGUUCUAAUUAAUUUGA
This is a messenger RNA of Paramecium tetraurelia, 3642 nucleotides long. RefSeq lists its product as uncharacterized. The transcript has a single exon. The record is from RefSeq and is a predicted model, not a curated record. NCBI's taxonomy places the organism in Eukaryota, Ciliophora, Oligohymenophorea, Peniculida, Parameciidae.